Molecule: messenger RNA, 3966 nt
Organism: Gaeumannomyces tritici R3-111a-1
Lineage: Eukaryota; Fungi; Ascomycota; Sordariomycetes; Magnaporthales; Magnaporthaceae
Exons: 1
Coding region: 1-3966 (1321 amino acids)
Molecular function (GO): 5'-3' DNA helicase activity
Source: RefSeq, a predicted model, not a curated record
AUGGCAGCCAAGAUCCUGACCGAGGACCAGCAGGUUGACGGACUCUGUGCCGUGAACGGAAGCAAUCUGGUCAACUACAAAGAAAGCUUCAGACGCAUGGAGCCGUCGGCACCAGGCAGAGGCAACUCGUCAGCGGUGACUGUGAAGCAACUGGCCCACAGCUGGGGAGAAAUUCAGGUCAAGAUCUACUACAAGGCGUCUGUCAAGAGAAUGCAGGUCGCUACCAUUGCCUUCUCAGCCAAGCAUUGCUGGGAGCCCAAAUUUGAGACCAUUUGGGGUGACCAGGCGCUGCCAACAUACCUGCACAACAUCCUGUGGAGUGAGGUCAAGCCACGGAAGAUCACCCGAGCCCACUUCAAGACGCUUAAGAGCGGGAUCAUCGUUGACAUAAACGAUGAGUAUCUGGAACGCAAGGUGACGGAGGUGGGAAAGGGUCUGGCCAGCGUCGUGGAACAACUCAAGAAGUUCCGAGCCGAGGUUGAUGAGGCAAAGGAGCAUGUGUUCGUGGGAAUUGACUUGUUCAUUCCCACGGAGUGCAACGCUGGAGCAACGGACACGCUGGAUCAGCUGGAAUUCGUGGUGCUCGCCCCAACCCGAGGUCACCCCGGCAAGGACUACUUCAAGGCCUCUCCCAGACAGCAGCUCAUCGACAUUCCCAACUUUGAGGCUCGGGCCGGCACCAGCAAGGCACCAGACCCCGCGCGCAAUCGUUGGCCGGACCAAGGCUCCAUGACGCUCGACCUGGGGCGCGCGGUGAUCGAGGAGAAUAUGCUCCAGAGGUUGUCCGCAGACAAGAUGCGCCAGACCGAGGUCAAGGUGCGCGCCGUCAAGGUGCGCUGUGUCCAAGGCCACGUGAUGGAAUGUCUCCUCCUCGCCAACGCUAAAUAUCCGGAGCUCCUCCCUCGAAUGGAUCAGAUGUGCAAGCUCAAGCUCGUCAAAGUCAGCUACAAGGGCCCGGAGCUGCCGGACUGGCCUCGAAGCGACGGCGAGGAGAGCAAGGUCCGCGCCCGCGAGAUCAUCAGAGGCUUUGAGAAAGCAGAAGCUGGCGCGGGAGGCAAGACUGAGGAGUGCGACGUCGUGAUUCUCAAAACUCUGGCACGCCUGUACAUGAGCGACAAGGCCCCCGAGAACAUGAGCGAGGAAGAACGGGACAAGCUCAGGAAGACAGUCGAGGGAUGGUACCUCGAACUCAAGCCAAGGAAGACACGGGAGGACGGCGCGGUCAUCCGCGAGACAAUGCAAGCAUGGAAAGACCGCGUGAUGCAGUGGGCCCUCGAAAACAAGGGAAACAUCAAGACCCCAGACUGGGCACCAGACCCCGAGGAUCAAUAUCCCCUGAAGGCCACUCGUGUGGACAUGCCAACCGACCUCAUCAGCAAGGCAGACGCAGCCUUCAUAGCCUACAUGCCCAUGCACCCCCUCUGGCCCACAUGGAAGCACCCGACGACCGGAGAGGAGCCCCCACGACCCCUUCCUCUCACAUUCGAACUUCCGUGGGUCGACGUCACAAACAAGUACCACCUGAGAAACGAUGCGUACCAGGUUGCAGGAUACUUCUUGCCCGAGCACCAAGGUCUCCCGAUGAAGGCAUGCGUUGCAGCCAUCAACAACCUAGCCCUGCAGGCGGACGGGGACACGGAGGGACCAGCCGCAUUCAUCAAGGAUCUGAGAAGACCAAAGGAGCUGGUGCACCUGCCGAACAUGUUCCCAACCAUCGGCCGUCUCAUAGCCGGCACACCGGAGCCUGGUGAGGAAGACCUACACACCGCGUUCAAGUCGCUCAACUCGGACCAGAAAAAGGUGUUCCUCGCCGAGGGUCUGCCGUACGGACACCUGGUCAUCCACGGCGCCCCAGGAUCAGGCAAGACAAUGGUGGGCCUCUUGUUGAUUAUCGCAAUCAUCAAGGACAAGAUCGACACGCACAAGGGCAUCACCAAGGCCAAGCCAACCCUGCCUCGGGAGACCCGGGGCGGGCUGGCACCCGAGGAAGACAAGAAGGAUGGCCGGAACAAGGUGGUCAUCACCUGCAGUGAAAACAUGCAGGGCAAUGACCUCUGUGAGCGCCUGUCCGCGGAGUACAGGAGGAUCCGGAAGUCAGAGCUCAAAAUCAUCCGAAUGAACACUUGGACUCGGGAGGAGGGAUACGUCAUGAAUACCAACCGAGCCCGACGUGAGGAUGACUUCGAUGAGGUCGACGAGAUCACACUCCAUGCGAUCACUCGAGACAUCCUGGAACUGGCCAGGGACACUCACGCGACAAAGAAAGACCGCCGGCCCCACGGCGGCGAGUUUGCACUCGGCGAGCAAGUCUUGAGCCUGAUGAGCACAGACGUCAACUACAGGCCCGCCUGGGAACUCAUCCGCGAUCGGAAGGUCAACCCACAGGCCUUCGAGAACAACCUCGCAGUGCUCAAGGAGGCCUGCAAAAUUGCAGCAGAGCAACUCCUGGAUCAGGCAGAUGUUAUCGUGGCGACUCCAACGGCUCUGCACACCCUCAGGAACCAUCAUCCAAACAUCUGCGACAAGGUCCGAACCGUGCUGCAGGAGGAGGCAGGCCGGCUCACGGAGCCAGAGUGGCUUGUCGCCGUGACGGCAUGUCCAAACGCCCAGCUCCGGGUUACGACAGGAGAUCCGAAUCAGUCCCCGCCCCUCGUCUUCGGAACCAAAGCUUUCCGCGUGGGCAAGUCGGGUUUCGGAGAAGGUACAUACUGUCAGAAAGCACAGCAACUGGCCACUCCACUUAUGACGAGAUGGAUGAACUGCAGACAGCCAAUCACCCGCCUGAUGAAGUCACUGCGACAAAGCGGACAGCAAGAAGAGUUCAUUUCGGAACGCUGGUACCGGGGCGACAUGGUUUCCAUCAGGGAUCAGCAGGUAGAGGGAGGAGCCAAAAAGAACAAUGCGGAGCUGGCAGCCGACAGGAUGUUCUCUGAUGAGAACAUCAUCGGAACUCCGAAGACCCCAGCACGCAUUGUCAUCUGGAACGCAGAGACCAAGGACGCCGUCCAAGUCGGAACCAGCUACAAGAAUGAGGUUCACACCAAGCUGGCCAUCGAUGCUGUCCGCAAGCUGCAACAAUAUGGCCUAUCCUCAGACGGAGAACAGGUUCCAGACGUCGGCGUGAUCUGCCCAUACGGAGCUCAGGGCAAGAAUGUCCGACAGGCCCUGAACAAGGUGCCAAAGACGGACAUUGUUCACGACAGAGUCGAUGUCCGAACCAGCCGAGGAUCGAUGAGCAAGGACUGGGACUACGCAGUCGUUAUCCUUUCGAGGGACGACCGCCGCUCAGGAUUCACCAGCUCGCGGGACAACAUGGUGAUCUCGCACAGUCGCGGAAAACUGGGAACGAUCAUCAUCAUGUCCUGCACCACCUGCGAGGCACGGACCAGCAUCGGCGACAAGGACCUGUGGGCGUUCAAGGAAAAAAUCGACGCACAGCAGGGAAUCUGGACCCCAGAGAGGCGGUUUAUGAAGGACUACUGCAUUCUGUGCGGCAAUUCCCACGAGGCAUACAAGUGCAGGGGAGCAAUGAGAGGCAAGCCUAUGCAACCCCAACUGAGCGCAGACGACAUCCGAGCCCGAGUGAUGGGAAUUUACCAUGGCAACAAGGAUGCGGACGAGGAUACCAGCAAGGUAGCUGGCGAAACCACCACGAAGUACCACAAGAAGAAGGCCGAGCCGGAGCCAGCUGUCAAGCCCAGGAUCUGGGGAGGAGAAGUCACAGUAAGGAAGCUGGGAAAGACCACAGCGGAUGGUCGUCGACGUGUUGCGCGGGAGCUCCAGACAGCGACAGCGGCAUUGUUCAAGGACUUGGCGAAGGAAGUUGCCGCGGAGGAGGCCAAGCAAGAGCAAGCCUUCUACAGCCGGCUGGAUAAAGCCAAGAAGGAUCGUGAGCGGGGAGCUGCCGAGGAGGUUGUUAGGACUUACGGAGAUGGAGGUGGUGUCGAGGUCGAGAGUAUGUGGUGA